Messenger RNA from Lagenorhynchus albirostris (white-beaked dolphin), 1619 nucleotides. Its product is annotated as zinc finger protein 75D-like. Bases 5 to 1486 code for a protein of 493 amino acids. NCBI's taxonomy places the organism in Eukaryota, Metazoa, Chordata, Mammalia, Artiodactyla, Delphinidae. The record is from RefSeq and is a predicted model, not a curated record. Gene Ontology annotation, biological process: regulation of DNA-templated transcription. The transcript has 9 exons.
UACAAUGGAAAGGAGCACCUCAAAUGUUCCAGGAAGUGAAGGCUUCCAUUUUCCCAAAAGGAUAAAGGAAGAAGAUCCUUUUAUUGAUUUUGUACCAGACCAGACUGGGCCUCAGUUUUCAGAGGUAGUGCUGGAGGUGUGUCCAAUACAGGAGCAGAAUUGUUCCUCGAGAAGAAUGAUGACCAUAGAUCUGAAGGUGGCUGAGUACUUGAACCCUCAGAUCAGGACUCUGUGGGAGACCAAGGGACCUGUGACAGGGAGCUCCAGUCAGCAUAAGAAAUAUGCCCCCCAAACGGACAGUCCCAGUCCUGAGAGGUCUCACCAGCACUUCCGGAGCUUCCUCUAUCAUGAAGCAGCUGGACCCCGGGAGGCUGUUGACCAGCUUCUGGAAUUAUGCCGUCAGUGGUUGAGGCCAGAGAUUCAUUCAAAAGAGCAGAUCUUGGAACUUGUGGUGCUAGAGCAGUUCCUGUCCAUUCUGCCCAGGGACACCCAGACUUGCAUAAAGAAGCACCAUCUACAGAGCAUUGAGGAGGCUGUGGUCCUGGUAGAACACUUGCAGAGGGAAUCUGGUCAAACGAGGAAUGGGGUUGCAGACCAUGAGCUGGGAAAGGAGGCAGUGCUCUUGGGAGAGACAGCAGAGGUCCCAGGCUUCAAGCUGAAGCCAGCAGAGGCCCAGCAAGUGGGCAUGUCCCAGGAUGAAGAAUUUUGGAAUACACACCAGAGUCUACAAGAGCUGCUGAUCAGGAAUACCCACAAAGAAACUGAGCCCGUAUGUGAGAGGGAAAUGAGCCUAGGAUAUUCAGAAACAGAAGCGAGAGAGAUUUCCUGUGGCUCUCCUUCACUCACAGCGGUGUCUGCUCACCGGAUCCUAGCCUUUCCUGAGCAGACAAACACCAAAGACUGGACAGUGGCACCUGAGCUCAUCUUGUCUGAGUCCCAGAGCUUGUUGACCUUUGAAGAAGUGGCCAUGUAUUUUUCCCAAGAAGAAUGGGAGUUACUGGAUCCUACUCAGAAGGCCCUCUACAAUGAUGUAAUGCAAGAAAACUAUGAGACUGUCAUCUCUCUAGAACUGAGCCUAGGAUGUUCAAAGACAGAAGGGAGAGAAAUUUCCUCUCACUCUUCUACAGCGGUGCCUGCUCACCAGAUCCUAGCCUUUCCUGAGCAGACAAAUGCCAAAGACUGGACAGUGGCACCUGAGCUCGUCUUGCCUGAGUCCCAGAGCUUGUUGACAUUUGAAGAAGUGGCCAUGUAUUUUUCCAAGGAAGAAUGGGAGUUACUGGAUCCCACUCAGAAGGCCCUCUACAAUGAUGUAAUGCAAGAAAACUAUGAGACUGUCAUCUCUCUAGCAUUGUUUGUGCUCCCCAAACCUAAAGUGAUCUCCUGUCUAGAGCAGGGGGAAGAGCCGUGGGUUCGAAGAUCCCUGGAGUUCAAGGACAAUUCUGGAGAGCUGCCUACAGUCAACACCAGGUACCGGAAGAGGUUGUGAGAAGCGGCGGGAGGACAGCUCGGGCACUGGCAGGGGCGGGGACGUCACGCGGUGGGACUCCGGGUUACCAGUCGCCACCCACUCACAACGACGAAGGAAGUAAUGGCCGCGAGAGGACAGCCACCGUGCAGGG